AAUGGUUCUGCUGCCACCAAACAGCGACGUCCUGUCGGGCGACGCACCGUUGUCCGCUAGCACGGAAAUGGCCAGCGAGGGCACACCGGUGAAGGUGUCGGUGGCCGCCGAUACGACCAACGGCACCACCAUUACACCACCAACGGUUGCAACGGCAAUCAGCAUCUCCACGACAACCACGACGGCGGCGUCCGAUGACGUCACGGGCGCGACAGCGGCAAUGUUUGGCAGUGCUGGGCCGCUGUCACCGUACCGACCGAGCCGGGUAACGCUCGGGUCCGUCUAUCCCUGCAUCACGUGUAACCUUUGCAAGGGCUAUCUGAUCGAUGCAACCACGAUCGUCGAGUGUUUGCAUUCCUUUUGCCACAGCUGCAUUAUGAAGCAUUUGCGCACGGAACAGUACUGCCCACAGUGCGAAAUGAUGAUCAACAAGGCGAAGCCCAACAUCAAACCGGAUGCAACGCUGCAGGCGAUCGUGUACAAGCUGGUGCCGGGACUGUACGAAAAUGAGCUGCGCCGGCGGCGUGCCUUCUACCGACUGCACCCGGAUAUGGCCGCCAUUGCAACGCCCGAGCAACGGGGCGAAGAUACCGAGUAUCUCAUCUUUAGCCCGAACGAGAAGAUCUCCCUUUCGCUGGAGUACGCGGAAAAAGAACUGGCAGAGGACAAUGAGGAGCUGCUGAAGGCCAAGUAUCUGCUCUGUCCGGCCAUCUUUUCGAUCGCGCUGCUCAAGAAGUUUAUCAUCUACAAGUACGGCAUUUCGGAGCGACAGUUUUGCGUCGAGAUUAUGUACAAGGUGAAGACGAUCAUCCUGCCAGACUACUACACGCUGAUGGAUGUGGCUUACAUUUACACCUGGAAGAGGGACGCUCCCAUGAAGUAUUACUAUCGCAUCCGUACGACAGAAUCGAAUCCAGUGGAAUUGCCGGAGGUACCGCUGCGUCGUUCGCCAAGCCUAGUCAGCGCAGGAAAGCAACGGACCGAGGCCGUGGAUGAUGAGGAUGAUAAGGAGAAUGUGCAUCUGGAGCGAUUAGUAUCCGAGGUGACGGUAGGCGAGAGUGAUAACAGCAACAGUAGCAGCUGUAGCAGUGAUAAUAUUCGUCGUUCGGAAAAUGGUUCGAAAAGUGUAGAAGAGCCCAAACCGAGUCCUACCAUGCAGCCAUCCCCACCGGCUGGAUCUCCUGCAACUCCAGCACAACCGGCACGAAAGAAUGAGUCGAUCAAGCUUAAAAUUGGGCUCAAUAAAAACAAGUACGUUAGCUUCCUUCAAAGUCCGCAACCGGAUGAACCGGCGGCCAACACUUACACAUCUCCCGGCGCAUCGGUCGAGGGAUCAAAGUCACACAAGUCGGAGAAAACGAAGCGCAAACGGUCGGAUCCGCUAGGCGCGUUGCAGCAGUUGAAAGAAAAUUCCCGCGAGCUGCAAAUCGAGAUCGAGAAAAUGAAGGACAUGCUUCCUCAAGGUAAGCUGCCUACUGAGCCGGUAAGCAGCAAGCGCGAGGGAAAGAGUGCCAAGAAGCAACAGCUGUCGCUGGCCCCGUGUAAGGUUGAUUCGGGUUCGAGCAUUGCUCAGGGGUUGCAAGAUUCGGAGCGCGAUUCAAAGCGACUGCACUCUUCCAAGAACGGUUCGGGUUCGUCAUCGUACCGCAAGCUGAAGAUAAAAUCUCCCAAGAGCGGCAGUAGUUCCAGCAGCAAUAACAGCAGCCCGGAGGACAGCAAACAUCAUCAUCCGAUUGUGUUGAAGAUCGAUCAACGUAGUCCGGACAUGGCUACAGCUACCCUCAAAUUUGGUGUACCGAGAAAAGCGGAUAAAAGUAUGACACCAUCACCGCCACCAUUGCCACCAUCUCCACCAACGCCUCCACCAGCGAAGCCGAAGUUUGAGGAUGAGCAGUCACAGUUCCUGAACUCGUUCGAUUUGACACCCAUCAAGACGGAACAGUCUUCCUCCCCGACAAAGAGCACCGGCACGUCGCCCUCGACCGUAGAAAGUACAUCAUCGUCAAAAAAAUCGCCAACGUCCAGUGCCAACCCUAAAGUAGGUACGGCAACUACCACCACCACAGCAAAUGCCACCGCGAAUGGAAGCACCACACAAACGAAACGCAAAGCAAAGGAUUCGGCUGGUGGUGCAACCCGGUCCGGCUCCAAGAAGCCGAAGCUGUCCGACGAUGAAAUGAAGGCAAUCGUCGAGAAAACGGUGGCAGAAAACAUUCGCUCACCCUCGGAACAUAUCGUUCCACCGAUUUUCCUCAAGCCAAAGGUUCCACCGGUGGCUUCUCCUUCGCCCGUCACCUCAUCCCGCCAGAAGUCGCCACCCUUGCCAUCUUCUUCGGCGAAGUCAGAAACAAAGAAAACGACGGCGACGACUACAACGAAGACGACGCCCCCGCCCAAGCGCGAUUCUCCACGUCCAUUCAUCUUCAAGACACCGCCUCCACCGCCACCGAUCGUGUCGGCGAGCAACAUACCCGCGGUUAAGCCUUCGCAGCAGGUACUUCCAGCUCCGAUUCCUCAGAAACCAUCGCUACCGCCAAUCAGACCAGCGAGCACACCGAAGGCUUCAAGUCCAGUUUCGAAACCAGCUUCACCGCUAGCACCACAAGCGCCUAUUCGAAAGCCAACGACUCCAACCAAGCUACCGACUUCCACAACGACCAGUGGUGGUGGUGCGAGUGCUGCUUCCCAGCCACUUAACAAUGGUACCAAUGUUGCUCCAACGAAUUCGACCACUCACAGCGUCGCUACCGGGUCUAGCAAACAGCAAAAGCCACUGGAACUGAAGCGCGCCCUAAGUAAUCCAUCGAUAAACAUUCUGCCUCCAACAGUACCACAGACACCCGGUAUGCCGCGUGAUACCGAAAUCAGCAAGCUCCGGCCGGAGGAUUUGAAGAAGAACGUUAAAAUCUACGGACCGCCGACAUCAACGGAACAGCCAACCAUUCCAGCCAGAUCGACAGAGACCGCUAGCUUCGCGGUUCCCAACAAGGUCACACCUAAAACGCCAUCAAACCUCACUGUCACUUCAGCAACGAAAGCGGCUGCCACAUCGACCUCGACAUCCGGUCCUCAGGUGCAGGGUGCAAAGGCAAGACCAGUGAACUACUUGAAUUACGCACUGCUCAACAGUAAGGCGGCCGCUGCCGGGUCUCGUACUCCGAUUCCAUCAUACUCCUCCAAUUCGCCCAGUUAUUCGCCCGACUCUCCGCAGUACAAUCCCAACCUAAACUUUUCGCCGAAACAGUUCAAGUACGCUAACCCGCUAGCGUACAGUAGCCAUCUCCAGAACAUGCUGACCGAACGGAAGUCUGGCAGUACGUCACCACCAUCAACCACAAUCACCAUACCUGCUUCCUCGCCAUCUCCACCGCAAGCAAAGGAACAGACGGCUGCUCCAUCAUCUGCUAGCAUUUCCGUUACACCUGCUUCCAACAAACGGCCCGCAUCAGCCCUCAGUCCCGAUGCGGAAGAAAAGAAGCUUCAGCCACCGGAGAAGCAAGCAACGCUGUCUAGUCCGCCGAAUCCGCUGGAUAAAUUCCCUGCGGGAAUCCCAGAUGGACUGUCGGUCACACUUGCUACGGAUGAAGAUGACGCGACCCGUAUUAAGAACGUGAACAAACAGCUAAAAAAUAACUUCAUCGAGAUCCGGCCGCUGCCCGAUGUACCGGUUACGGAGGUGAAGCUUCCGCUGCCACAUCCCAACACCAUUCCCAAGCAGGGACGGCGAACACCACCGUCCAAGGUCGGUAACAAUGUUGCUGGAAGCAGUAUGCCUGCAUCAACGACUUCGGUAUCUCAGGUGGCACGCAAAUCGACUCCACCGAUCACCAAUCCUACGUACAGUGUGGCUAAUAGUGCCCCAGCUAAGACUUCCGCUUCUUCCACAUCGUCUAAUGGUACGGCGGAUGCGAUCCAGCGCAAAAUCUACGAUAUAAUCGAAAAGCGAACCUCGUCCGAUGGUGGUAAGAGUGCCAACAACAAGUCCGCACAGCAGAAGCCUUCCUCGGUGGCACCCACGUCGCGACCGAGUACACCGAAGGUGCCGACGUUCCCAGUCGCUAACAAGUUUAAACAUCCCAACGCUACCGUGAAUGAGAACGGUAUGUUGAAGUUUCACCACUACAAUGAGGUAGAUUUGAUUCCGAAGGGCGUAAAUAAUUUAACCAACAAUUCGAAGUCAUCCAGAAUGAUGCCUCCACCGACCACGCAGGCAAAGUCGAACGUGCCGAUCGCACCGAAACCUUCGCAGCAACCGUUCGCCAACGGACGGAUGGCUAUGUCGCCACCGAUUCCCCGCUCACCGGCCACUUACGGUGGUUACAGCCAACCGAAGUCUAAGACACCUCCGUCCCAUCUGCCGUCGAUGGCAAGCAUGGGUCCGAUGUUCGACAUCCAGAUGAAGUCUGCCGCGAUCGGCGCAUCCGGCGGUGGUACUCCGGCGAAGAAAUCCCCGGUCGGAUCGUCCACAACGCUCACCUCCGGCACUGUUCCCCGGCGCAAGAUAGUUCCGACGAACAAUUCGACGACGCUGGUACCGCUAAAGUCCGCCUCGUCGGGUUCCUCCGCACCGUCCGCAAACGGUGGUGGUUCGAAGCUGUCGGGCAGUUCGACCGAUUUCAUCACGCUGCAUCCCCAGGGUCCGGUAGCACCUUCAACGCCAUCCUCGCCACGUUCGCUGCCCUUUUCCGCCCAGCAGGCCGUGCUGAACCAGAUGAUGAACAAUAGUUUGCUGGCCCAUCAGUACUAUCCGUUCUUCCUGCAGCAGUACGCGCAGCAAACUUCCGGCAUGAAUAUGCCGAUUGGUGCCGGGUCGGAUUCGGUCACCAUUACGGCAUCGCCGCUCAGCACAUCCCGUAACGCUGUGUCACAGAACUCGCUUACCGUCACCGCUAUUCCACCUGGAUCUUCGAUCGCUAAUGGUAGGGGAAGCAGCACCAAUGGGGGUGGUGGAUCGGGAGGCGGUAAUGGUGGUGUAGGUGGUCCGUCGAGAGGGUUCGGUGGCGGUGGUCCGAAUCCAGCAUCGCGCAACUCUUCCUGAGUAAUGUUGAUCGAGCUGUAGAGUGCUUGUUGAAGGCGGUAGAAAGAGCCAGG
This is a messenger RNA of Anopheles maculipalpis, 5091 nucleotides long. It is a transcript of the gene Psc, whose product is annotated as polycomb group protein Psc. The record is from RefSeq and is a predicted model, not a curated record. The transcript has 5 exons. Gene Ontology annotation, molecular function: promoter-specific chromatin binding. The coding region runs from base 2 to 5038 and encodes 1678 amino acids. Gene Ontology annotation, biological process: negative regulation of transcription by RNA polymerase II. NCBI's taxonomy places the organism in Eukaryota, Metazoa, Arthropoda, Insecta, Diptera, Culicidae. Gene Ontology annotation, cellular component: PRC1 complex.